AGGAAACACAAGGAGCUGUACACUGGAAAGCUACUCCCAGCUCUUCGGAAGAGAGGUGGACUUCAGAGCCUUCGAAAACCCAACAGAGAGGUAAAAAAAGGUUGAUCCUGUUGAGGUUAAUAUGGCUCGAUCCGAGAAUCCAUCUCAUACCAAAAACAAGAGACUGGUUUUGGUGAUGUUGAUUAUAGGCUUUCUUGUUCUAAUAUUUCAGAGUUUCACACUUCUGUCUAGAAUUUCUUUGUCACCUCAGUUUCCUGCUUUUAGUCUCCCGGUUAGCAAAAAAGGGAGGUUGCCGGGCGAAGGUAUUACCAAGUCAGUGAGAGUUGGAAAGCUUUCUCUUUUGAGUGAUUCGAGGAACUCAAGCAGCACAACAACAAUUCUUAAAGAGGAAGAGGCAGCUGAAAUUUCCAACAUGGGAGGAGAAACCAACAAUGGUUUCACUAUCAACGAAAUGGAUCGUGAAUCAAAGAAAGAUUAUAUGGCAAAUGAAGAUGAUGAUGACAUUGACCUGGAUGAGGAGGAAGACCCUGAUAGUGAGUUCUCAUUUGACCUUGGGAAUGGUAUGAUCUUAAAGAAGGUUAGGGAUCCAGUUGGUGGUUUCAUCAAACUUGAGAGGAUCAUAGGCCCAAAAUAUGUUGCUUCUCCAAAGAAGAUUGGAGAGCCAGCUAAUGGUUUUGAAUUGGUAUCAGAUGGCAUUAGCAAAUCCGAUCCAACCUUUGAGUCUAAGGAAAUAAAAAGCCCAGACAAUGGAUCAGUUUCUUCUCCAACUGCAUCUGGUCAGGUGUCUUCUUCUGUGAAUGGUGGAAUGCAAGAGGUCUUAGAGACAAGUUCAAGCAAACAUAUUAUAACUGAAGCAUCCAGUCUUUCCUCAUCAGAAGAUCAAAUGACCAGUAUUGUUCCAUUAUCAGGACUGCAAGCAACAGAAACACUUCUUAAGAAUGAUGCCUCGGUGCUCCUGCAAAGUGGUCCAACCAUCUCAAUUAAGAACUCUCGGGGUAAUAGUACUUCUAUACCAAAAAGGAGGAAGAAACAAGUGAUGCCUCCGAUAUCCAUAUCAGAAAUGAACCGCCUGCUGCUUAGAAACCGUGCUACCUAUCAUUCAAUGACACCUCGAUGGUCUUCAGCACGUGACCAGCAAUUAUUAGCUGCAAAGGCACAGAUCGAGAAUGCUCCCAUUGUAAACAAGGAUCAUGAACUAUAUGCUCCAGCUUUUCGAAACAUUUCCAUGUUUAAAAAGAGCUAUAAACUGAUGGAAGGGACACUCAAGGUCUAUGUCUACAAGGAAGGCCAAAAGCCCAUAUUCCACCAGCCACUACUUAAGGGUAUCUAUGCUUCUGAAGGAUGGUUCAUGAAGCUUAUGGAAUCAAACAGACGAUUUGUAGUGAGGGACCCCAGAAAAGCUCACAUGUUCUACAUGCCUUUCAGUUCUCGUUUCUUGGAGUUUGCCUUGUAUGUGCCCAAUUCUCACAAUCGGAGAAAUUUAGAGCAGUACUUGAAGGACUAUGUGAAUCUGAUUGCAGCCAAACAUCCAUUCUGGAAUAGGACAGGGGGAGCUGACCAUUUCCUUGCUGCCUGCCAUGACUGGGCACCAUACGAGACAGGGCAUGCAAUGGAACAUUCCAUCAGAACCCUCUGCAAUGCUGAUCUCCAUGAAGGCUUCCGGCUCGGCAAAGAUGUCUCUCUCCCUGAAAUAUAUGUCCGUUCGGCAAGGAACCCUCUUAGGGAUCUCGGGGGAAAGCCAGCUGAUCAAAGGCCUAUCCUUGCCUUCUUUGCAGGAAACAUGCAUGGUAGGCUCCGUCCAGUUCUACUAGAGCACUGGGAGAACAAAGACCCUGACAUGAAAAUCUUUGGCCCCAUGCCUCGUGGGGUCGAAAGCAAGAUGACUUACAUUCGAUACAUGAAGACCAGUAAGUACUGCAUAUGCCCGAGGGGCUAUGAAGUUAACAGUCCUCGAGUAGUUGAAUCAAUCUUCUAUGAGUGUGUUCCGGUGAUUAUAUCAGACAAUUAUGUGCCUCCUUUAUUUGAAGUAUUGAACUGGGAGGCCUUCUCUGUUAUCAUACCAGAGGAGGAUGUACCUAGGCUGAAGGAGAUUCUUUUGUCAAUUCCCAGAGAGAAGUAUUUAUCACUACAAAUGGGUGUAAGGAAAGUUCAGCAGCACUUCCUAUGGCACGUUAAGCCAGUUAAGUAUGAUGCCUUUCAUAUGAUCCUGCACUCAAUCUGGUUCAAUAGAGUGUUUAAUAUCAGAGCCAGAUGAGGGUUGGGGUUUGGGGAGAUGGAGAUAAGGGCGAGGAAAAAAAAAAAACCAAAUGGCGAUUAGUCUAUUUUUGAAACUUUAUUUUCCCUCAGGAGGUUUGUGAAGUGAAAAUGUUGACUGGUGAUGUAAGUAGGAUUGGGAGAGGUGGCUGUGCUCGUAAGAAAAAUAACAUAUGCAA
Molecule: messenger RNA, 2432 nt
Organism: Elaeis guineensis (African oil palm)
Lineage: Eukaryota; Viridiplantae; Streptophyta; Magnoliopsida; Arecales; Arecaceae
Product: probable glycosyltransferase At5g03795
Molecular function (GO): glycosyltransferase activity
Source: RefSeq, a predicted model, not a curated record